AUGGCUUUUGGGAUGAAGAGAUCGGGUUUCCAUCGCUGGGGUUUUGCGAUCUACCGGACAACGUACGACGACGACGCAGCCUGGGACCGCUACCUCGAGAUCCUCAAGGUGAGCGCGCUCAGGAGCCUUAAGUUCACAGGUGGCGACGUGCUUCUUGAGCAGUACUAUCUAACACAUAAACCAUCAGGGCCAGUUAUUUCCGAUCCAGUUCGCCUCAAAGGUGCAUCAAAGGCUCAGGUACGGCGGCACUUCAAGAACUGGUGCGCAGCGCGCAGCGAGGAGCGUGACGGCCCAGGCGCCACCAACGGCGGGGUCAAACACCUGCCUCGCUUCAAGUACUGUCUUUACGUAGACCGCAAGUGCCUCGACACCCUGGCCAACCUGCCGGCCGAUUACUUCGAGCCCCAGUCUCGGCAGAAACUGCACCAGUCUGAAGUGGUAGUCGUGGCGAUUGACGGCGCUUUCGACCGCAGGACGCCGCGGUAUGAUCCGGACCGAGGCUUGCAACCCGAAGUCGAAGGCUGUACGGAGUGGUACGUGGGCUGGCGGUAUGAGUAUAUUGACCGGACCGUAGCCACGUACGACGAGUGUCAUGGAUUUUCGCUGGACCACCGACCUUACAAACGGCCACCGCUCAUCUCGACCUUUGGCCAAAAGUCCAUGCCUACCUAG
Molecule: messenger RNA, 672 nt
Organism: Diaporthe batatas
Lineage: Eukaryota; Fungi; Ascomycota; Sordariomycetes; Diaporthales; Diaporthaceae
Exons: 2
Coding region: 1-672 (223 amino acids)
Source: RefSeq, a predicted model, not a curated record